Messenger RNA from Lecanosticta acicola, 846 nucleotides. Lineage: Eukaryota; Fungi; Ascomycota; Dothideomycetes; Mycosphaerellales; Mycosphaerellaceae. The record is from the annotation of a GenBank genome assembly.
AUGGUGAGUAUCUCGCCUGAUACUCUCCGACUGCUAGAGAGCAUGGUCCACACCCCACAUGCCACAUACGAAGAACUCAAUCUGCUGGAUGCCGGAGUCGAGCCCGAGGCAAUCCGCGAGCAGAGACUGCAGAGAGCGUAUAGGGUCCUGGGCAUUGUCAACGAUGAUCAGAUGGAUGGCGCUCGGGGACCUCCGACUAAGAGACGGCGAUGCUCUGAUCCAGAGAACCAGAUCAGCGACCAGCAGGGACCGGAUGGACGCUCGAUUGACCAGCAACGCUCUGUAAGCAGGCGAAGGCCUUACGUUCGGACGACUGAAGCCAGAGAAGCUCAUCACUCCCAACGACCGAGAAGUCGUAGUUCGACGGCAGUCUCUCCAACAACGCCCGUUCGUGGUAACAGGUCAAUCCUGGAGCCUCCCACAUCUCCCCCUCCCAAUUCGGCUCAUGAAAUAGUCAAUGGAUCGCCACAAUCAAACGGUCGAAGAGACUCCCGCAGGGAAAGCUUGAGUUCAACUCCAGUCUCGCCGACUGCACCUACUUACUCUGGCUUCCCAAGCGCCGGACUUUCCACCUCGCGCCGACUCAGCACAAGCUCUUCCGUAGCAACUCCAUCGCCAGUCAAUGGCUAUGCAUCGCCUGCAACUACCAACGGAUCUUCGAUGCGUAAUAGCCGUAGCAUGGUGUCACUACCGCUCAAUCGGGGUCAGCAGCAACCUAGGAGAAGAUCUCCCGCUCACAGACCCAGCUCUAGUACGACAAGUCUUACAAGCAUCCCAGAAUCACAGACUGCGAGACAGCUGCGAGACGAGGAGUCGAGCGAUGACAACAGAACAAACGGGACUUGA